GAGGAAGCGAGGCAGGCAGUAUAAAAGGCGUCGACACCUGUACAGCAGCAGUCCACAUCCAGACUACAAUCAACUGAUACCAUGAAGCUGCUAGUGAUCACGGUGAGCGCCGCCCUCCUGGUUGGAUCGUGCAUGGCAGGUGGCUCCUACCAUCAUGGCUCUAGAGGCGGAUUUAUCUCACACGGAGGUAACAGAGGCAUCUCUGGUGGUAUCGGAUUCGACUCCCAUGAGUUCAUUGGAUCACCUGUGAUCUCUUCAGGAGGUCAUGGUGGUUCCUACUAUGGCUCUGGUGGUCGCGGUGUCAAUAUCGUUCGGGCCAUUGGUGGCUUCGUUGGUUCAUCAACUAUUGGUGGCGGUUAUGGCUCCAGGGGCCUUGGUGGCUCCGUCGGUGGUGGCUCCUUCGGUGGAUCCAUUGGUCGUGGCUCCGUCGGUGGUGGCUUCGGUGGACCCAUUGGUGGUGGCUCCAUCGGUGGUGGCUCUUUCAUUGGUCAGAGAGGUUCCAUUGGUGGUGGCCGUAGUUACGGAAGAUAUUAAGUUACUGAACUAAUUAUACUGAUGUAUGAUAUUUGAUAUUUUUUUUACUCUACACGAAAAAAUACAAUAAAACUCUACACCUUAAA
Molecule: messenger RNA, 620 nt
Organism: Homarus americanus (American lobster)
Lineage: Eukaryota; Metazoa; Arthropoda; Malacostraca; Decapoda; Nephropidae
Product: keratin, type I cytoskeletal 10-like
Exons: 2
Coding region: 82-534 (150 amino acids)
Source: RefSeq, a predicted model, not a curated record